UCUGAAUGGCGAUUCGAAACCUUAAACAGUUUUCCCAAACUCAGAGACCCAAACCUUGGCCUCUGUUCUUUUCAUCUUCUUCAAAUGAUGCUUCCGAGAGUUUAGUAACAGACGUUGUUUCUAUCCUCACCCAUCACCGUUCCAAGUCUCGUUGGAGCAAUCUCCGUUUGGCGUGCCCCAAUGGCAUCGAUCCCGUGGAAUUUUCCCAAAUUACCCUCCACCUCAAGAACAAACCCCAACUCGCUCUUCGCUUUUUUCUCUGGACAAAAACCAAAUCUUUAUGCCACCACACCCUCGCUUCUUACUCCUCCAUCAUCCACCUCCUCGCACGUGCGCGACUCUCCUCACAUGCUUACGACCUCAUCCGAACCGCCAUUCGCGCUUCCGAACUAAACGACGACCAAAAUCACCGUUUCGACUCGCUUCCUUUGAACCUCUUCGAAACCCUCGUCAAGACCUAUCGAGAUUCUGGGUCAGCUCCGUUGGUCUUCGAUUUGUUGAUCAAGGCGUGUUUGGAUUCCAAAAAGAUCGACCCUUCCAUUGAGAUCGUUAGAAUGUUGCUCUCUCGCGGGAUUAGCCCUAAAUUUAGCACCUUGAACUCUUUGAUUUCUAGGGUUUGUAGAAGUCGAGGGGUGGAUGAAGGGUAUGCUAUUUACCGCGAGUUCUUUCGUUUGGAUGAAGAAAAGAAUGAAAUUUCUAAAAGGGGUUUUGGUUUUAGAGUCACCCCCAAUGUUCAUACUUAUAAUGAAUUGAUGCUGUGUUGUUACCAGGAGGGUUUGGUGGAUAGGAUGGAGGAAAUUUGGCGUGAAAUGAGAUGUAAACCCAAUGCUUAUAGCUAUAGUGUAUUGAUGGCUGGUUUUUGUGAACAAGGGAGGAUGGGGGAUGCAGAAAAGUUGUGGGAAGAGAUGAGAAAUGAGGAAAUGGAGCCUGAUGUUGUUAGUUAUAAUACUAUUAUUGGUGGGUUUUGCAAAAUUGGAGAUGUUGGAAGGGCAGAAGAGUUUUUCAGGGAAAUGGCAUUGGCUGGUGUUGGCACCACUGCUUCAACUUAUGAGCAUCUUGUGAAGGGGUAUUGCAAUGUUGGGGAUGUUGAUUCGGCUGUUCUUGUUUACAAGGAUAUGUCUAGAAGGGAUUUGAGGCCUGAUGCUUCAACCCUUGACGUGAUGCUUAGGUUGCUUUGUGAUAAGGGUAGGGUUCAGGAAGCUCUGGAGUUUGUGACGUGUGCUGUUGGUAAAUUUGAGUUAAUUCCAAGGGAAGAGAGUUAUGAGGCCUUGAUAAAGGGGUUGUGUUUUGAGGGGAGGAUGGAAGAAGCGUUGAAGGUUCAGGCAGAGAUGGUAGGAAAAGGGUUUCAACCGAAUUCUGAAAUAUAUGGCGCUUUUAUUGAUGGAUAUAUUAGACAAGGGAAAGAGGAAAUGGCAGGAGUUUUGAGGAAAGAAAUGCUCCAAACACAGAUGCAGUGCCAAUAGCUUUUGUAGUUUACCUCUUCUGGUGAAAUAAUUUUAUUGUAAGGCUCUGGGGCCAUCUAUUAAUGAACUUAUUUGGGGGUGAUAAUGAACUGUGUCCGUAUCUGUUUUGGUCCUCAGGCUCGAUUCUUAGUAUCGGUUAUCUUCUGAUAAUCAACUGAAGAUAGAUGGCAUUAUAACAUUGAAACAAAGCUGCAGAUU
Molecule: messenger RNA, 1661 nt
Organism: Cajanus cajan (pigeon pea)
Lineage: Eukaryota; Viridiplantae; Streptophyta; Magnoliopsida; Fabales; Fabaceae
Source: RefSeq, a predicted model, not a curated record